CGCUUUUCUUCCCUUUCACGCUUGCUUCCCGUCUAAGCCAAGAUAAUAAAACACCACUUUCUUCUUCUCUCUCAUCAACAUUUUCUGUUUGUACAACUGAAGAACGAAGCCUCACCCCUUCUUCAGUACCUUCUCUCUCUAGAACCAGAACCGCCGCUCCUUUCUCUCUCCUCAUCGACAGCGCUACCUUUUUCCUCUUCUUCUCGCUGCGUUGUUGGUGCUGCUACGGUUGUGGUUCCGGCGAUGGGACAGCAAUCGUUGAUCUACAGCUUCGUCGCUCGCGGCACCGUGAUCCUGGCCGAGUUCACUGAGUUCACAGGAAAUUUCACCGGCGUGGCGGCGCAGUGCCUCCAGAAACUUCCUUCCUCCAACAACAGGUUCACCUACAACUGCGAUGGCCACACCUUCAACUACCUCGUCGAUAACGGAUUCACUUACUGUGUUGUUGCAGUUGAGUCUGUUGGACGACAGAUUCCAAUUGCUUUCCUCGAACGAAUCAAGGAGGAUUUUACCAAGAAAUAUGCAGGAGGAAAAGCAGCAACAGCGGCUGCUAAUAGCCUCAACAAAGAGUUUGGACCCAAGUUGAAGGAGCAGAUGCAGUAUUGUGUUGAUCACCCAGAGGAAAUUAGCAAGAUUGCUAAAGUGAAAGCUCAGGUUACAGAAGUCAAAGGAGUUAUGAUGGAAAAUAUUGAGAAGGUUCUUGACCGAGGGGAGAAAAUUGAGCUUUUGGUGGAUAAAACAGAGAACCUUCGCUCUCAGGCUCAAGAUUUCAGGCAACAGGGAACCAAGAUUAGGAGAAAGAUGUGGUUCCAAAAUAUGAAGAUAAAGCUAAUUGUUCUGGGAAUCAUUAUUGCCUUGAUUCUCAUCAUUGUUCUUUCCGUUUGUGGUGGUUUCAACUGUGGUAAAUGAAUCUUCUCAUGUCGUGGCUUCAACUGUGGUAUUUUGUUUCCUCACUCGAUAAGAUUGUCGCUAAGCAGAUUGCCAUUGCCUCUAUUUUGACUUACUUUUUGGGAUUUACAUUCUUCCUGCUUCUACGAUGAUCAAUAUUAUAUGACAUUGCUUGUAUAGUGUGUAAUGCUUUAAUCUUGUCUCCCGUAGCAUAAUGCUAAUCUGCCGUUCUCUAUAGUUUAGGUAGGAAUUUCAGCAUUUGGUUUUGAGGAUUAUGAUGCUCUAUUUAUGUUACAUAUUAAGAAACCAACCUUAGCUUCGUUGAGCUUUCUAUUAUCAUAAUUUUUUUAGAUGAGAUAAUAUGUGCAUUUUUGUUUGUGUGAACAAAUUUAUCCAUCGUCGCCCCACUUACGUGCAUUCUAAACGCCAGCGGUUUGUAUUUUAACUCGUAUUAACUUUUAAUUCGUUCAUUGCUCUGCUCAAACAUUCGAAUUAAUAAUGUUUGUAUAAAUGCUAUGAUUAUGAAAUCCAUACAUACAAAUGAGCAGUUAAG
Abrus precatorius (Indian licorice) is the source of this 1441-nucleotide messenger RNA. RefSeq names its product vesicle-associated membrane protein 722. The record is from RefSeq and is a predicted model, not a curated record. Gene Ontology annotation, cellular component: membrane. Lineage: Eukaryota; Viridiplantae; Streptophyta; Magnoliopsida; Fabales; Fabaceae. The coding region runs from base 244 to 909 and encodes 221 amino acids. Gene Ontology annotation, biological process: vesicle-mediated transport. The transcript is spliced from 5 exons.